Coffea arabica (coffee) is the source of this 1266-nucleotide messenger RNA. RefSeq lists its product as uncharacterized. Lineage: Eukaryota; Viridiplantae; Streptophyta; Magnoliopsida; Gentianales; Rubiaceae. The record is from RefSeq and is a predicted model, not a curated record.
UUCACAGCCUUCAAACGGUUGAAGAUCCAUUGGCAAACCGAGCCCUUCAUCACCGGCAGCAUAUCCAACUCCGGCGAAGACUCACUUUCAGAGCCAAUAUCAACGGCUCUUCCCCACUCUGGCAGUGACAUCUCGUCCCCAUUCCUGCAACAGCAUCUCCAACAAGGUCGAAAACUCCUUAAGUAUUUCCAGAGUGACCCUGGACCCCUGAGUUUGGCCAAGUUGAUUCCCAGUCCGCAUCUGAAAACAUAGGAAGUAGGUAGUGAAAGAGUGGUAAGCCACUGACCAUAAAUCACCCCAAAUUCCCCCCGCAACAGAUCUGAGCUCAUAUUCUCCUUUCUUCCUUCCUCCACAUUAGCAAAUUCUACUUCAUCUUGGUGGGUUUUUUACCUUUCAUUUUCCAAUUUUAAUCUCUAACCCCCCCUAACAAAAAAACCCACCCCUAACCCAAAAAAAGUUUAAUUAAGCAGUAGUAUUUAUGAAAUGGAGCUCUUUGUGGCGGUAAUUGUGAAUCGCAAACAGGGAGAAGAAGUCAAAACAAGCAACUCUUCCGGAUUCGUAAUUUGAUAGUUUGGGGCGUUGAAAUUAAGAAAAGUCUGGUUAUUGCCGUCGUCGUCAGAGAAAGCACUAAGCAGCAGAGCAGCUUGGGGUUAAUUGAAUUAGAAUUGAUAAAAAUGUCUCUAAGAAUAAAGGCGGUGGUGGACAAAUUUGUGCACGAGCUAAAGGAGGCUCUGGACGCGGACAUACAGGACCGACUCAUGAAAGAGAGGGAGAUGCAGAGUUACAUUGAGGAGCGGGAACGCGAGGUCGCCGAGCGUGAAGCCGCUUGGAAGGCCGAACUCUCUCGUCGUGAGGCGGAGAUUGCCCGGCAAGAAGCUAGAUUAAAACUGGAAAGAGAAAACCUUGAGAAAGAGAAAAGUGUGCUGAUGGGAACUGCAUCAAAUCAAGAUAAUCAAGAUGGAGCUCUUGAAAUUACAGUUAGUGGAGAGAAAUAUCGCUGCCUUAGGUUUGCUAAAGCAAAGAAGUAGUAUUCUAGGGGUUUAGGUUUAUGAAAUACAUUAAUCUUGUACAUCUACGGUUUGUAAAUGUUCAACCAAGGAUACGAAAAUGCUUGAUAAAGGCCAAGUUUCAUUAUUUUCUCGUCUGACAGUUGAUCUCUCUGAUGAGAGUAACGCCACUUGGAAUUACGUUUGUUGUUAAGCUGUUUCUUUUGCUGUGAAGGACAUUGACGAUCGUUAUUCUGAACAAAGUAAAUAUUUCUUUUUA